Molecule: messenger RNA, 3473 nt
Organism: Trichogramma pretiosum
Lineage: Eukaryota; Metazoa; Arthropoda; Insecta; Hymenoptera; Trichogrammatidae
Gene: Hsc70-3
Product: heat shock 70 kDa protein cognate 3
Exons: 7
Coding region: 16-2919 (967 amino acids)
Biological process (GO): endoplasmic reticulum unfolded protein response; cellular response to unfolded protein; protein refolding
Cellular component (GO): endoplasmic reticulum chaperone complex; endoplasmic reticulum lumen; cytoplasm
Molecular function (GO): porphobilinogen synthase activity; metal ion binding; ATP binding
Source: RefSeq, a predicted model, not a curated record
UAGCCGAGCACAAUCAUGGAACCCAAGCACGCGCUGCACAGUGGCUACUUCCAUCCGGUCCUGCGACAAUGGCAAUCAGCGAACGUCGACGUCAAGCCGGAAAACCUGAUGCUGCCAAUUUUCAUUCUAGAUGAACCAAACUCGAUCACCGAGAUCCAGAGUAUGCCCGGUGUCAAAAGGUAUGGAAUGAACAAGCUGAAGGGUUUUAUCGAUCCUUUGAUUGCAAAGGGAUUGAAGUCGGUUCUUCUUUUUGGCGUUUCUAAUAAAUUAAUCAAGGAUGAAAAUGCUAGCUCUGCUGAUUGCCCCAAUAAUCCCAUCAUCCAAGCAGUGCCGUUGCUAAGAAAGUUGUAUCCACACUUAAUUAUUGCCUGUGAUGUUUGCAUAUGCCCUUACAGUAGCCAUGGUCAUUGUGGCAUAUUGAACUCUAAUGGAACAAUUCAGAAUGAAAAAAGCAUACAAAGGAUUUCUGAGAUUGCAGUUGCUUAUGCCAAAGCUGGAGCACACAUUGUAGCACCAUCUGAUAUGAUGGAUGGUAGAAUAAAAGCAAUAAAGCUAGGUCUUGCAUCAGCUGGCCUAUCAAAUCAAGUAGCAGUGCUCUCUUACGCUGUAAAAUUUGCUUCUGGAUUCUAUGGACCCUUCAGAGAUGCUGCUGGAUCAUCACCUAAAUUUGGAGACAGACAGUGCUAUCAACUUCCUUCUGGUAGUACAGGAUUAGCUGCCAGAGCUGCUGCAAGAGAUGUCGAUGAAGGAGCUGAUAUGCUCAUGGUAAAACCUGGUCUUGCAUACCUCGAUGUUGUGAGACAAACAAAAAAUGCAUACCCAGAGUAUCCCAUGUUUAUUUAUCAAGUAUCGGGUGAAUAUGCAAUGCUGUAUCAUGGGGCCAAAAAUGGGGCGAUCAACCUUGAGGCUGUUCUGAAAGAAGUGCUACUGAGCAUGAGAAGAGCUGCUCUGGCCCUGCUGGGCUUCUGCGCGGUCGUCGCCUUGGCCGCGACCGAGGACAAGAAGGAGAAGGAGAAGGAGGACAUCGGCACGGUGAUCGGCAUCGAUCUCGGCACCACCUACUCCUGCGUGGGCGUCUACAAGAACGGCCGCGUCGAGAUCAUCGCCAACGACCAGGGUAACCGCAUCACGCCGUCCUACGUGGCGUUCACCGCCGACGGCGAGCGUCUCAUCGGCGACGCCGCCAAGAAUCAGCUCACCACCAAUCCGGAGAACACCGUGUUCGACGCCAAGCGUCUCAUCGGACGCGAGUGGACCGACAAGACCGUCCAGCACGACGUCAAGUUCUUCCCGUUCAAGGUCGUGGAGAAGAACAGCAAGCCCCACAUCAAGGUCGACACCAGCCAGGGCGAGAAGAUCUUCGCCCCGGAGGAGAUCUCCGCCAUGGUGCUGGGCAAGAUGAAGGAGACCGCCGAGGCCUAUUUAGGCAAGAAGGUCACCCACGCCGUGGUCACCGUGCCCGCUUACUUCAACGACGCUCAAAGACAGGCCACUAAAGACGCUGGUGUCAUCUCCGGUUUGAACGUCAUGAGAAUCAUCAACGAGCCAACUGCCGCUGCAAUCGCUUACGGCCUCGACAAGAAGGAAGGCGAGAAGAACGUGCUGGUCUUCGAUUUGGGCGGCGGCACCUUCGACGUGAGUCUGCUGACCAUCGACAACGGCGUGUUCGAGGUCGUCGCGACCAACGGCGACACCCACUUGGGCGGUGAAGACUUCGACCAGCGCGUCAUGGACCACUUCAUCAAGCUGUACAAGAAGAAGAAGGGCAAGGACAUCCGCAAGGACAACCGCGCCGUGCAGAAGCUGCGUCGCGAGGUCGAGAAGGCCAAGCGCGCCCUCAGCGCCAGCCACCAAGUCAGGAUCGAGAUCGAGUCGUUCUUCGAGGGCGAGGACUUCUCCGAGACGCUGACCCGCGCCAAGUUCGAGGAGCUGAACAUGGACCUGUUCCGCAGCACCAUGAAGCCCGUGCAGAAGGUCCUGGAGGACGCCGACAUGAGCAAGAAGGACGUCGACGAGAUCGUGCUCGUCGGUGGCUCCACUCGUAUCCCCAAGGUGCAGCAGCUCGUCAAGGAGUUCUUCGGCGGCAAGGAGCCGUCACGAGGCAUUAACCCCGACGAAGCCGUCGCCUACGGUGCCGCCGUACAGGCUGGCGUGCUCUCCGGCGAACAGGACACCGACGCCAUCGUGCUGCUCGACGUCAAUCCAUUGACCAUGGGUAUCGAGACCGUGGGCGGUGUCAUGACCAAGCUCAUCCCCCGCAACACCGUCAUCCCGACCAAGAAGUCCCAGAUCUUCUCCACCGCCUCCGACAACCAGCACACCGUCACCAUCCAGGUCUACGAGGGUGAGCGUCCCAUGACCAAGGACAACCACUUGCUCGGCAAAUUCGACCUGACCGGCAUCCCACCGGCGCCGCGUGGCAUCCCCCAGAUCGAGGUCACCUUCGAGAUCGACGCCAACGGCAUCCUCCAGGUGUCCGCCGAGGACAAGGGCACCGGCAACCGCGAAAAGAUCAUCAUCACGAACGACCAGAACCGCCUGACGCCCGACGACAUCGAGCGCAUGAUCAAGGACGCCGAGAAGUUCGCCGACGAGGACAAGAAGCUCAAGGAGCGCGUCGAGGCGCGCAACGAGCUCGAGUCCUACGCCUACUCGCUCAAGAAUCAGCUGGCUGACAAAGAGAAGCUGGGCUCGAAGAUCAGCGACGCCGACAAGGCCAAGAUGGAGGAGGCCAUCGACGAGAAGAUCAAGUGGCUCGAGGAGAACCAGGACACCGAUCCCGAGGAAUACAAGCAACAGAAGAAAGAACUGACAGACAUCGUCCAGCCGAUCAUCACGAAGCUGUACCAGGGCGCCGGCGGCGUACCGCCCACCGGCGGCGAGGAGGCCGAGGAUGAAGAUCUCAAGGAUGAAUUAUAAUCUAAAGCAGAUCUUUAAGUUUAAAAUAUUAUUAACAAAUUUACAAUAAGGAGUUAACGUAUUGCGAAUAUGUCGCCUCCUGUUUAGACUGACUAUAAAACACACGAGCCCUGUUGUAAAACAUUCGGCCGAGAUUCGUCAACCGGAUCUCGACCGGAUUUUCUGCGUGUUAUUUUUCCAAGCUGUAAAAUUCGCUCGAUUUUUCGAUUUGUAUUUUUCAGCGCAUAAUUGUAUGUGAGAUUUGUCUGGCCUGAACUUUUUUCAGAUAAGAAUUCUUGUUUUGUAAAUUUAGACACGUUAUCUGACAAGGGACGGCCGGAUUUUGCUAUUUAAUAGAUUUAAAAAAUGGGUAUGCAUGAGUUUUGUAAGCGUGAGUGUUUAUUUUUUGCGUCGUCAAGUUUUCACUAGAAUUUUAAGUACGUAAAGCCGAAUCGUCUUUGUAAACAAAAAAUUUAAAACGAUAAAAAAAAAGAAAACUUAUGUAAAUAUUAACUAUGAUUAGAAGAACGGACUUUUUUAAGUCAAAAUCAAUAAAUUCAAUCACUUUGACAAAA